This is a messenger RNA of Prosopis cineraria, 1865 nucleotides long. RefSeq names its product receptor-like protein kinase ANXUR2. The record is from RefSeq and is a predicted model, not a curated record. Gene Ontology annotation, biological process: protein autophosphorylation. The transcript has 2 exons. Gene Ontology annotation, cellular component: plasma membrane; plasmodesma. Bases 98 to 1171 code for a protein of 357 amino acids. NCBI's taxonomy places the organism in Eukaryota, Viridiplantae, Streptophyta, Magnoliopsida, Fabales, Fabaceae. Gene Ontology annotation, molecular function: ATP binding; transmembrane receptor protein tyrosine kinase activity.
CAGUCUUAGAUUGCAGCAGCUCAUAUACUGCCUCAAAAGUCUGAAGCUAAUCUUCAUUGCGCAGUUGGAUCGCAACCACGACCCGACGUUACUGGGAAUGGCAAUCCUUCUCAAGUGCUGCGGAGGCUCUGGUUCUUAUGCUACGAAACAACCUCGCACACCAAUAGAAGAUCUAUGCCAUCGCUUCUCUCUUACCCAACUGGGAAAAUCGACCGACGACUUUGACAAAACCAGGAAGAUCGGCGAAGGGCCCUACGGUGAGGCGUACAGGGGUUUCAUCUCUAUCAACGGCGAGCCCAAAGAUAUUGCAGUGAAACGGCUCCGAUUACAAACACCGAAUUCCUCAUACGGGCUCACCCUUUACAAGAACGAAAUCCUCUUUAUGUGCCAGCUACGCCACCCGAAUCUAGUGUCUCUUGUUGGGUUUUGUGACGACAAAAAUGAAAUGAUGGUGGUCUAUGAGUACAUGCCUAACGGAUCCCUCCGUGAUCAGCUCUACGGAAUGAAGAGCAAGUCACCGAUUCUGCCAUGGAAGAAAAGGCUAGAAAUCAGCAUAGGGGUGGCGCGUGGACUGCACUAUCCUCACUCAGGGACCAAACGCACCAUCAUUCAUCGCAAUAUAACACCGGUCACCAUUCUUUUGGACGAGAAUUGGAUUCCGAAACUCUCAUAUUUCGGUCUUUCUUUGAAAGGACCAAAAUUUUCGGCAACGGAUGCGAAACCCAUUGAGAUAGAUGCGGUUCAAGGCACGGUGGGAUAUAUAGCACCCGAGUGCUGGGCUCUUGCUAAUGUCACGUAUAAAUGUGACGUCUAUUCUUUUGGAGUGAUUUUGUUGGAACUGAUAUGCGGAAAGACUUCGUUCCAAAUUUGUGAGUAUGAGGGGCAUUUAUAUGCUUCAGAUGUUCCGUUAUUUACAAAUGGGGUGGUUAAGAAAGUACGAAAUUCAGGGGAGAAUGGGAAAAAUGAGGAGGGAAUUAUUGAUCCGAGAUUGGAGGGAGAAAUAGCGCCACAGUGUUGGAGACUGUACAUGGACAUUAUUGACAGUUGCUUGGGCGCAGAUCCCAACGAGAGGCCAGAUAUGGGCGACGUUGAAGUGCAACUUGAACGCCUGUUGCAACUGCAAGAGGAAGAAGCACAUGCCAACCAUGGAUUUCAUUCUUUCCUCUUUUAAUUUUUCUCCUCCUUUGAUUAUCUUGUUUUAUCUUUUAUAAUUUUUGUUCUUCUUCAUGCGCAACCAGUCUCUUGCCUCUCCCUCGUAAGGACAAAACCAGGUUCUCCUUUUACUUGCCUCAUUGAUGCCUCCACCACCAUGACCACCAAGUGCAGGAUGUAUUGGAACUCAUCACACUUCAAGAGCAAGUACAGUGACUUCAUCUGGCAUAUCGAAUCUCGCUAAGGUUGCCACCAGUAGAGGAGAGGCUUGGGUUGUCAGUCAUUCUCCUUCUCUCAUCUUUGAUCUCCUUCUCCCUUCAAAUCUGGCAGUGGCACAGGUAGAGGAUGGUGUUAGCGUCAAUAGAGGACUGCAUCAGCAUCAGUGGAUGAGAGGGGCAUGGUGUUAGCGUUGCUUAGUCUAAAAUUGCAUUGAGUGAGUGAGGGCUGAAGGAGAGAGACGAGGGUGAGAGGUGAGGGUAAUUUGAUCUAAAAAUAAUCAAACCCAAGAUUAAUUUUUUAAUACCAUAAGGGGUGGUGGUAUUGGGUAAUCCCCAUGGGAUUGAGAUUAAAUUUCUCACUUCCUCUUACCAAACAUAAAAGGUAUUAUGUGAAGACUGAUAAGCUAAAAAAUCAGCACAUUUGUUUGCUUCUCUAUAAUAUGGUUAAAAGUGAUCAUCCAAUUUACAUGCAUUAAUUAGUGUAAAAAAAUGGGG